UUUACAAAUGAAAUCAGAAUCAAAUCAUAUUCUCACAUUACCAAAGAGUAAAAUAAAACCUCUGAAUUCAACAAGAUUCAUUGAGAAAUAUAAGAAGAAGAUUAAAGUUUCCUUCCCAUCGGAAGGAUUGGGAUGGAUAAAAUAACACAGCGAGACCACAGACGAGGAAAUGAGGUCAGUUCGACCUUGAGAGUUCCCCUAUACCAGCUAAAUCCGGUGUAAGACUUCGAAGUGUUCAGACCCAUCGAAGAGUAAAAGGAUUUAAAAAUGGACGAUUAAAUUCUUUAACUAAGCAAGGGAAAGAUCUUUGAUUUAUCAACUCAAGUGCUGAUUUCUGUAGCAAAUUUUCAACUGAUUUGUUUAUUAAAAAGUCUACUUCAUUGAAAAUCAAGAACAGGGAUGUUUGAAGUGGUAGUAUUCAGCCAAUGGACCUAAAUAGCUCAAAUGACUAUGAUUUUAUUCCAAGUCAAAAUCUCAAGAGAGGACCUCGAGACAACCGAAAGAAUAGUUCAGGCACCAGACACGAUAACAAAUUGCCGUUCUUUAAUGUCAAAUCUAAUUAUGAAGAUUCGGUGGGAAAGCACAAGUUGGCGAUUUCAAAUUUGAAGAGUAAAAAUCUCUUUCAAAAAGUCAAGAACAUUUGCCCGAACAAAAUAUCUUACCCUGGACAAGUUAUGAAUUCCCAGUUGGCCAGGAAUAAGGUGAAACUUUUAGGUGUAAAACUAGCCUCAUCAGAUUUUUCAAAGAAUAUGAUUGACAGUAUCCCACAGACUAGUUUCAGGAAGGAUAUAGGCAAAUUUAGCGUCAAACCAAUAAGAAGAGAGGAGCAAAACAAUCGUUCUCUGAAUAUGUUCUUUAGUCAUAGAUUUAGUUGUUAAA
This is a messenger RNA of Moneuplotes crassus, 879 nucleotides long. Lineage: Eukaryota; Ciliophora; Spirotrichea; Euplotida; Euplotidae. The record is from the annotation of a GenBank genome assembly.